This is a messenger RNA of Lonchura striata (white-rumped munia), 4311 nucleotides long. Lineage: Eukaryota; Metazoa; Chordata; Aves; Passeriformes; Estrildidae. The record is from RefSeq and is a predicted model, not a curated record.
CAGUGACGCCUUGGCAAGAGCCACAUUGGUGGGACAGGAGGAGGGAGCAGCCGACCACUGAAAGUCCCUGCAUAAAUAAUUUGCCAAAUAGUCUGGGCUGCUCUGCGUGUGCUGGGAAAAGCGGUAAGUACAUGCGGGGAAUUCCAGGGACCAUCCCGCGCCAAAGGAAUCGUAUUCCCUCCCUCUCCCUCUCUUCCCUCCGCCUCCUGUCGUCAUCCUGGACACGUGUGAGGACCUGAAUAACAGCUAAAGCUCUGUCUCGGCGCUUCAUCAUCCUGGAAUGAGCGGCAGCAUCCGUGUCGCUCCGGAGGAUGCAAUAAGCAGCCGGGAGUGGGAAAUACUGCCGGUAAUCCCUCCCUGCCUGCCUUUCCUUCUGCCGACCACGGGAACAUGAAGGCUGCCUGUCUGCAGAUGCUGCUGCUGCGGGCCCUGUGCCUGCUGAGCCUGGCUGGAGGGCAACCCAAAGCACCUGUGAAGUGUUCAAACGAGUGCAGAAAUUUUACAAGGAGGUUACCAGAGAAGCUGAUCAGUAGCUACCGCGAGACCGAGCCCAGCUGCAGACGAAGUGCCACCAUACUUAUUACUGUGAAGUUCAAGGAGAUUUGUGCAAAUUCAUCUGAAGACUGGGUGAAGAAGAUCAGAGACAAACUGGACAGGAAAAAGGCCACAGUGAUGCCACCCCAUGAUGUCACCUCAGCAGAAGAGCCUGGUAGCAUUGAGAGACAUGUUGGUCUUCCAGAACUGGCUCCAUCCCAAGCCACUGCUCCAACUAGUUUCUUCCAAGGGACUGGAACAACAAUUAGGGAGAGAAUACGUGCCUCUGCUGCCACGACAGAGGUGUCCAGCCAGCCCCCACUGGGCAAGCAGGACCCCACCCAGCUCCCUGCAGGAUCCACCCCCGUGACACAGGAAGAGGCUGCACACCCUGAGGUCACUCCAGAAGCAAAGGGAGAGUCCUCAAAUUCUCCUGCGUCUUCAGCAACCAUUGCAGCAGGCGUGGGCUCCAGCCAGCCCACCCCAGGCCCCACUGCUCAAGAUACAGCUUCUCCUGACUCAAACUCACACCUGAGGGCUGCUGCUGGAAGAUCAAACCAACCUGAACUUUCUACCAGUGGAUCCCUGGACCCUACAAGAGCCAGAGCCAACACACCAGACACUGCUUCCGGCAGGUCUAGGUCAGGUCUCCCCUCCAUCUGGGACCGUAUGAAGACCACAACAGUCACAGAGACAACACCACAGACUACUUCAGUUUCUACUCUGAGCUCCACCACUGCCAUAGACAAAGCUGCUUCUUCUGUCCAUACCAACAGGGUGGUUAGACCCUCUGCAAAUGUGUUUGGCACUACAACAUUUGAUCAUUCAUUGCCUGUAGGGAAGCAGGAGCCUUCAGACAGAGUAGUUUUUACUCACCAGGCAUUGUCAGGCCAAGCCAGAGUGCAGGUGAUCACAGUCAGGCCCAACAAUCUGCCUCUGCCCAGCUUCUUGUCAAAAUCUCAAAUGCACUUUGUCAUCCCAGUUUCUGUGGUAUGUGGACUGAUGGCUGGCAGUGUUGCUCUUGUGUGGGUGUAUCUGAAAUUUGGGGUCAAACCAGAAGAAACGUCAAGAGAAAUGGUGCAGGGCUUGCUCUACCAGCAGGCAGGACAUCAAGACAAUGUCUAUCCAAUGGAAGUAAUAUGAAUGCUUCAUGGCAUGGACAUUUCUGGCCUCAACUGUAUGUGUGUGGAUCCAGGAAAGCUGUUCAUGCUGAACUGGUGACCAGUAGGAAGCAAGCAUGGGAAUAAAAAUCACAGAGAAAACUGAUUUUUUGGUAGAGCAGAAUGCCCAAUAAUAUAUCUACUUUAUCAUUGACCAAUCACAGUGUUUUGGAAAUAAGAUAGACACUUCUUUUCUACUGCCACUGUUCUGUACAAAGGCUGUGGCUGUUCUAUUGCUGUUGCUCUUUGCCAGGUGAUGUGGUUUUUUUCCAAGUCUCUGUUGGGAAUUUUUCUGUGGUUCAUCAUGGCCUAGGCAAGAGGCCACUCACCCACCCACACUGCUGGACUUGGGCUCAGCCACCUUGAGAAAUAGCACCAAACCCACACAAUUUGCACUUAAACUCUCUGCUGCUUCUUUCUUUGCACUUCAGGUCUCUGCUCUGUCAGACCAAGACUGAAGCUGGUGCCCAGCUGGGUGCUGGCUCUCCUUGGGCUGGUGGAAUUCACUCAUCAUUUUCUCUUGCUGGAGACACGAGGGAUAGCCCAGCUUUUCAGAAAUAGCUGACCAACACUGCAUCUGAUGAGGGGACUGAAGGUCAGUGCUACAGAUCUUCUAUUCAGAGAAGUUGGCAACCUCUAUCUAUAUCCUCUGUCUAUCUCCUCCUUGAAAUCAGGCCCUUCCUUUUAGCAGCUAUGGGUAUUUCUUCUUGCAGAUGAAUUCUGAGAGCUGGUUCUUGGUAAAUCAAUGCAAUAAAUCCCUUCUGCCAGCUGAUGCACCUUGUGUCCAGCUGCAUCCAUCACCAUGGCAGGAUAGUGCUGAUGAAUCUUCACAAAAGGGAGAAAUCAAGAAGUCACCCAAUAAUUUUGCAUAAUUCCUAUGUUAUCAUUGGAACAGUUUUGCUGUUCUCUGCAAGCACAAAAUCCAAGAAAUGUGGAGCUAAAGGCAAUCCUGGAUAUAGUAAUGAAGGAAUUACUCUACUGCAGCAGAUAUAACAUCCUUUUGAUUUCAUUUUCUCUCUAGAAAUAAGCACAUUUUCUGAUCCACAAAAAAAAAAAAAAAAAAAAAAAAAAAAAAAAAAAAAAAAAAAAAAAAAAAAAAAAAAGGCAAAAAAGUAGCACAAAAUGCCUAUUAAUGGUCCUAUACUUCAGCCAUAUUUUACUUUUUCCAUUUUGGAUAGCACUGAUCACCAGCCUAUGAAAGCACUGUAACAGAACCAGGCUUUUUUAAACCCCAAAUUGAUUUUGAUUUUUAUACAUCCUGACAUUGCUGUACAUAAGUGUUAUGUUUUAUCUGUGGUCAAGCCCUUAUUAAACUUCGUCUCCAGGAUGAAUUCUACUGGGGCGUGCAAAGGUCUUCGUGAUAUAAUACUUUGUAAGUAGAAGCACAUCAAGGGUCAGAUCCUAACCAACCUCAGUGGAUCCGAUCCCUAAGUACAAAUAUGCAUGCAGAAAAUAAAAGAAAGAUCAGCAAGAAAAAAGGAAGAAAAUAAUAAGCAAGAUCAUAAAAAAUGAUGGGCCAGCUGUAAAGCAGAGCUUGAGGAAUGUGGCCUGUUAGAUCUGUCAGGUUGCACCCUCAGGACAUCCAUGCAGCCCUGCAGGGGGAGAGGACAAACUACAACUGUGCUUGCUUUCCAUCACACAUCCCUUACUUCUGCAUUUUGUUGACUUGAGGGAUUCCUCUCGGCCUUUGCAAGUAUGGGAUGCAAUCAGAUGAAUUUCAAUGAUUAAUUUGGAGUGAGAUCCUUCCUUGUGCAGCAGCUCAGCUGUGGAACUCUGUCUGGGGUUGAUUUUCCUAGAGGGUAAAUCUGGCUCUGCCAGUGCCACCUCCCCAUGAACCCCACCUGUGCGCAGCUGGAACUCGUGAGGUGAUGUACUGAGGCAUUAUUUUUAUAUGAAACACUAGAAAUGUUAUUUUUGUAAAAAGGUUUUAUAGCUUUUUGAAUGUAUGUAAUGUCCUGUUUGAGCAGCUUGGAGUCGAGACCUUUUUGGCAGCACUGGGAAACACUGUGCCUUGUCUAUUUUGUUGUGGGUCUUAGAUGGCUUGUGCAUGUCCAUGGGAGCUGGAUCUCUGCCCAGGCCCCUCAGCAGAUGGAGUGGACACUUGUCUGCUGCAGGUGAAGUGCUUGUCUUGCAGCAAUGCUGGGGAGAUGGAUGUGCACCAGCCAGAUCACAUGGAGUCCCACCAGUCUUGGGAAGGACACUGCUUCCAGCUCCAGCACCAGCUCCCACCAUCUCCCAGCUGCCUGAUCCCACUGGAACUCAUCAGGAGCAGCUGCUCCUCCAGGCUGGCCCUGUCCUUGUGCUUUCCCUGCUCCCCUCUCCUAUCCCUUGGCUGUUUGCAGGCAGGGUGCUGGCACCCUCACAGGGGACAGGUGAAACCCAGGACAGGGGGACACUGCUGUUCCUCUCUGCAAUGGGCAGUCUGGGAGGGAGGGAGGAUGGAGCCCGUGGGUGUCACCCAUUCCUGGGGGUUAAAACACCACUUGCUGUAGAGCACAGUGACUGUUACAAGCUCCAGUUCAUUUGUGUAUUGAGUGUGUGCAUGAGAUAUGAGCUGUACAUUUUUAUAGAACUAAAAGUAAUAAAGUCUUUAUGUUAAAAACUUUCACACCAAAAA